AGGAGGAGGAGGAGUUUGUUUGUUGACUUCGGACGAAAGCGAAAAUCAGAUGAGUGAAGACUAGUGAGUGAUACCUGAGUUUCUCGCCCUCGCCAGGACACACAGCCUUGGCGGAAGCUAAGUUGUUGACCCCUGCGUUCAUUGCGUCCACCGCUUGUCCACCAAGGUCCCUGCACGGCCCAGUCUGUGAUCUGAGCCAGGGAAAGAGACGAUAAGAUGGCAGCCAAAGCAGGCGACAACCCUGACAGCCUCAUGAACCUGGCAACGGUCUUCUGCCUUAGGAACCUCAGAAAGACCAUGUGCUACCAGGGAGUCAGGAACAAGCUCUGCCUGCGUUCAGACAUCUUCCUUCCCAGCGAAAUCUGCGACAAGUUGGUCAACAUAUACAUGGAGUUGGUCCUUACUGACAGUACCUUUGAGCCAGAGGAGAGCUUCUUUCAACUGUUCUCAGACCCUCGAAGCACCAGACUGACCCGGGUACAGUUGAGGGAGGACUUUGUACGCGACAGAGAUCUGGAGGCUAUUCGGAAACAGGACCUGAUUGAGCUCCACCUGACCUACUGCAACAGUCUGUCAUCCCGCAGCUUGAAAACACUGACCUGCUUCCGUGAGACACUGGUGUCUCUCUGUCUUUUCGGCUGCAGCCACAUCUUCUAUAGGAAAGGCGGUGCCCCUCUAGCCUGCAACGAAGACUCUGAGGAUGAGUAUGAGGAGAGCCCUGCUUCAUUGGAGACGGACUUUAACUUCCAGGGGUUCAACCGCCUAAGGUUACUCAAUCUGGGAGGACUGGCUGAUGAGGUGGAUGCAGAGACUCUACUUAAACCCCUAAAAUCACUCACGUCACUAGAUCUGUCUAACGUACAGUUGCUGGGAACAGCGUUCCUCACCCAGUGGAAAGAUAGACUGGCCUCUCUUGUUCUCUACAAUGUGGACCUGUCUGAUGAGCUGGUCAGUACACUGGUGGAGCUUGUUAACCUCAGGCAUCUUGACAUUUCGCGAGAGAGCAGACGGACCUCGAAGUCUAAGAUGACCAAGAAAAUCCUGACGGCCAUUGUGCAGCGUCUGGUCAAUCUGGUCUCAUUAGACGUCUCAGGUCACAUUAUGCUGGACAACUGCACAGUUCCACACUUUGAAGAAGCUAUGGGACGACCAAGCAUUGAGCCGUGCAAGAGCAGCAUCUACCCCUUCCAAGAGCUGAAGAGGCCCCUGCAGUUUCUGGGUUUAUACGACACCACCCUCUGUAAUGUCACACACAUCCCUGCUUAUAAGGUGACUGGCUCUAAGAACGAAGACCAGGUCCUGAAUGCCAUUGAGGCUUACACAGAGUUUCGCCCUGAGCUGGCCCACAGAGCCAUCAACCAGCUUUUUGACAUUGCCAGGAUACAACACUGUAGCCAUCUGCUCCGAGCUCUGCAGCUCGUCAUCGCAGCACUGAAGUGCCAUAAGUUUGAUAAGAGUAUCCAGGUGACAGGCAGUGCCGCUCUGUUCUACCUGACCAACACAGAGUAUCGCAGUGACCAGAGUGUGCGGUUGCGCCGAGAGGUCAUUCAAGUGGUACUGAACGGAAUGGAGCAGUACCAGGAGGUCACUGUUCAGAGGAACUGCUGCCUGACUUUGUGUAACUUCAGUAUUCCAGAGGAGCUGGAGUUCCAGUACAGUCGCGUCAACCAGCUGCUGCUAAAAAUCCUGGAGCCUGCCCGGCAGGACGAGUCCAUCCAGAGGAUCGCUGUCCACCUCUGCAAUGCUUUGGUCUGUCAGGUGGACAACCAUCACAAGGAAGCUGUGGGGAAGAUGGGAUUUGUCAAGACAAUGUUGAAUCUAAUUCAAAAGAAGUUGCAGGAUGGGAUGUGUGACCAGGUGAUGGAGUUUUCCUGGAGCGCUUUGUGGAACAUCACUGACGAGACCCCCGAUAACUGUCAGAUGUUCCUCAACUGUCGGGGGAUGAGUCUGUUUCUGGAUUGUUUAAAGGAAUUUCCAGACAAGCAGGAGCUUCACCGCAACAUGCUGGGGCUUUUAGGAAACGUCGCUGAGGUCAAAGCUUUGAGGCCACAGCUGCUCACCCCACAGUUCAUCACAGUGUUCAGCUACCUGCUGGAUAGUAAGGCCGACGGGAUAGAGGUGUCGUACAACGCGUGUGGUGUGCUGUCACACAUCAUGUUUGAUGGGCCGGACGUGUGGUCCAUGGAGGAGCCGCGGCGAGACACCGUUAUGGAGAAGAUGUGGGAGGCCAUCCAAAGCUGGGACGUCAGCUCACGCCGCAACAUCAACUACAGGUCAUUCGAGCCCAUCCUGCGUCUGCUGCCUCAGAGCAUCUCGCCUGUCAGCCAGCACUGGGCCACGUGGGCUCUCUUUAACUUGGUGUCAGUUUACCCGAACAAGUAUUGUCCGUUGCUUAUAAAGGAAGGAGGAAUACGUCUGCUGGAGAAAGUGCUUGAACUGGACAGCUCACAGCCAGAGACCAAGGACAUGGCCCAGAAAGUAAUGGAGCAUUGCGACAACUUCAAAGACGACCCCAUGGACACAGACCAUGCACAGGAGGUAAACCACGGACAAAGAGGUUGACCUUGCUGAUUCUCAGCAAGCGUCGGAUCAGCCCAAUGCCUCUCCUCUCUUCACAAGGGUCAAUUGUGUGCAUUAUUUUUCAUAGUUUCUUCAUAAAGCAGAACAGUCUUGGAUCAUUUCACAGCUGUUUGGAUGAGACGUAGGACUUCAGACGUGCUCAUGGUGUUUUGUGAGGAUGCUUACCUUCUUGGCUUGGGUUUGUGGGUUGGCUGUUAUCACUCAGUGUGUGUGUACAGUAGAAACAGUAGCUUGAUGCUUUGCUACUGUUUAGCAGACACGCUGCCAUCAGGUCUCAGUUCUCACUCUGCUCUCUCACACUCACUUGUGCUCGUGGAGGCCACUGAGUGGUGGUCGGAAAUGCAGUGAAUGUUAGCCACUAUGUGUGUAGACAGCAGAGACGCGUUGUGCUGGUGUAACAGAGGGGAACCUCUCCUCAUCCAGCACGGGGAUCGACAGCUUUGUUAUAUAUGUAAAUAUUCUGUGUCUCAUUCUUUUACUGUGCGUAUGUUUUAUAAUAUAACUGUAAACACUUGUGACUUUAAUCUGUAUUUAAUUUAGGUUUGACAUGGUCCUCGAUAAGAUGCUAUAUUUAGAAUCCUUGCUCGGUCAGACAUAGUUUAGUUCAUUUGGAUCCUUUGGGUUUAGUUGAAGCUCACUAUUUUUUUCUUCCUGGUAUUUGAACCUGAUUCUUCUGAGAGCUGUCAGUAUUCCACUAUCUAUCAUGGGGACCAAAGACUAAUUCUGGGGAAGCUAUGAGAUGCUAUAGCUCCUUAGAGAAAGGCUUUGAAGAACUUAACUGUCCUGCACAGAAGCCCCUUCCUCACAUUCAGGAUGAACGGCUGACACACACACCAUUGUUAAUCUCAGUGGAGGGUUCUGAGUCUCUGGAAACGCUGGAAGUUGUUCGUACUAACACACUGAAGGUCUGAUGUCCAAAGACACACUUCAUAGCGUGACCCUUUGACACUGCAUCUCAUUCACACAAUCAAACCAAUAGAAGAGCUGCUGUGGAGCUUGUCUACGUUCUGCAGCAUCUUGCCCAAAGACACAUGACUGGAGGAGCUGGAAAUCAAACCGCAACCCUUUGUUUACCUCCUGAGCCACUGCCCGUUCAAGUGUUGGUCACCAGUUGAUUGUUAGUUCCUGCUCAGCUAGAGGCUGUUCACUGGUUGUGAUGUUGGUUGGUCUCCUGCAUCAGAACAGUGAGGUUCCCCGUGUGCUUUGGUAUGAGAAAAAUGUAGGAUGUCACACUACUGAAUAUAUUCUGGGCAUUUUGGAGAUUGAAGCAGUCGGAGUCUCUGUUGAAGCUCAGGUGCUGAAGGUGUUUCAGAAAACAAGGCUGACAGGAGCAAUGAUCACUAACUCAGCCUGAUUGGUCAACGUGCUGCUUCAUUCAGAUUACACACUGACCCCUUGUCUCCACUUGUCUUGACUUAACUAGUCUUCAGUCUUAGGCACAAAUCAAACUUGCUGUUGUUCUGUUUGAGGCAGGCUGUGGAACUACCCAUUGACCAUCCAUGUUUACAUGCAGUGCCUAAUCCAAACGCAUAAAAACUCUAGCUUCAUCCUGAUCAAUGAGGUUUGAGCAUCAUUCAGAUGGAUAAGACAUGUCACAUUAUAGGAGCAAAAUAAGUACUGUUAAAAAGGUUCCUGAUACUUAAAAAAACAAACUAUUUAUCUAUAAAGCAGCAACAGACUGAUUGUGACUGGACUCACAUCAUCUGGACAGCACAUUUCUGUUUCCUCCCAUCAUGAUCUGACGUUCAACUGUUUAUGCCUCAGUCGUUGGUCUUACAUUGUGCAAGAUGAUGGAAACACUAUAGACAACAUGGCUCACCUUGUUUCUACCUGGUUCGGUACUCUGAUCGUAGCACUUGGCCCUUUGAGAUGAAAAAGCUUUAGGGACGUUGGAUGGAUAAUUGUCACGUUGUAUAAUAAGAUGAACUGAUGAAACACAAAGACCUUAUUCCACGUUACGGUGAACCUCAGCUCUUGUUUGCUGUCAUAGAGAAAACACGUUUACUUUUGAAGUUCUAUGUGGUUGGAAUUCAGUGAGUUAAAAUGUCACCAAAAAGUAAAAACAUCAAAGUGAAGCUCAUUCUCUGGUUCUUUAAGUAGACAUUACCACUAGAGGUCAAUCAAAACCUGAACUAGUGAGGCCUUAACAUCUGGAUCAUCAGUUGGGAGAACGUUCUACUGACCCCUGUUUGACAGCUGUAUAGAGUCCCAUCUGUAAUCUUCAAAAGAUUGGUCAUUUAAGAAUUUAUUAAUUUGAGGUAGGUCAGGUUUUUUGUUUAAGUGUCCUUAACGCAAAUCUGGUCAAAUAUAUAAAACAAAAUCCAGUCUAGUUAAACUCAUUUUCAUUUUGUUUAUUUUCUAUAUUGUUUUUUUUUAAUUUCCAAUAUUUAUUUAUCAAAGUAAGAGUUUGAUCUAAAUUAUUCAGCAUCUUCAGUUCUCUAUGUGUCCAGGCACCAUUUAAGCAUCCAAAGACUUCUCAUUUACAGUGAUCAUGCUGAUGAUCGAACUAAAGUGUUGGAUUUUAUUUAUGAGAGCACUUGAGCUGUUUGGUUUAUCUACUGUAGGAUGGUGAACAUGUUAAGACGGUGCCAUUGUAGCCUGACCCGACCCGCACACGUUCAGUACUGUGCUGGUAAUAAAACAUUGGACUUUCAUUCACCCUCUGAUCCUGGGAUUCUAUCAGAACCUAAAAAUCACAUAUUUUUUUUAACUCGUUGACCAGGUUUCCAUGUAGCGGCACCGUGUAGCCUGAGCUGGUUCCCACAGUCUGCCUCCUAUCAGUGUGUUACUUAGUGCUUCUUACUCAGAUUCAGUUCUGAAACAUGUUUGGAAGUGAAGCUGAUGUUUCAUAUCACCUAUGUUGGUUUUAUUCACAGACUUGAUUUCCUGAUUGUGAUGUACAGGUGUUUGUAAAUUAUGAGAAUCUGGUCCAGCUAAGUUUCUGUUUUUUCAAACGUGUGAGUGAAUGUUCAGUCAGGCAGUGUUGUGAGAUAAAAGGUUUUAUGAACUCACAAACUGUUUCUGUCUUUAAUUAUCAUGUGCAGAUAUGAAGAAGCUUAACCACCAGUUAUUUUGGUCAAGUUUUUAGUUUCUAGGCUUGACAAUGUUUGAAUAAACAUCUUGGUCUCUUUCUAAUUCUAGGUUUAAGUCUUUAUGCUUUUCAUGUGUAGACUACAAGCCCCAUGUCGCUGACAGCAGGUAGCAAGAGUUCCACCAUAUUUAUAGCAGUGCAUGUUAAAAAAAUAAAGGGUAGAAGAAUUGCUGUGACCUUGUCUUCUAAUAUCAGGAUGCUUCUGAAAUCCUCAAAGUGUGAUUGAAAUCUGAGUGAACAACAUUUGAUCCAUAUUUUGUGCAUUUUUUAAAUUUACAUAGCACCAGGUCAUCAGUGAAAAACAUGAAAAAGCAAUAAAGCGGGAGUGGUUAAA
Molecule: messenger RNA, 6005 nt
Organism: Betta splendens (Siamese fighting fish)
Lineage: Eukaryota; Metazoa; Chordata; Actinopteri; Anabantiformes; Osphronemidae
Gene: zer1
Product: zyg-11 related, cell cycle regulator
Exons: 16
Coding region: 217-2562 (781 amino acids)
Cellular component (GO): Cul2-RING ubiquitin ligase complex
Molecular function (GO): protein binding
Source: RefSeq, a predicted model, not a curated record